Penicillium samsonianum is the source of this 1830-nucleotide messenger RNA. RefSeq lists its product as uncharacterized. The record is from RefSeq and is a predicted model, not a curated record. NCBI's taxonomy places the organism in Eukaryota, Fungi, Ascomycota, Eurotiomycetes, Eurotiales, Aspergillaceae. The transcript is spliced from 6 exons. The coding region runs from base 1 to 1830 and encodes 609 amino acids.
AUGGCUAACCGCUUGUUUACGGCUGUGAUCGUUGCGCUUCUGGCAAUCAUCGCAAUAUACUAUCCGGAUGUUUUGGAUAAAUUUCAUUCAAGUCCCAACUUAAAGAUAGUGGACUCCGUUCGAGAUAUCACUUAUCUUGGCAGUCUAUCCUCGGCUGGAAUUGAACAUUUUCAGAACAUCUUCUACGCGGAGGAGCCCACGGGGCUAAGACGUUUUGCGGCACCGGUUCCAACAAGACCAGCGAAGGGAUCUGUUAUUGACGCCACCCAGGCCGGUGCCUGGUGUCCACAAGGAACGGGUGACAUACUUCCCUUCACGAGUAGGGUGACCAAAAUUAGCGAAAACUGUCUGAGUUUGAGGAUUGCAAGACAGAGAGGAACGCAGAAAGAUGCUAAGCUUCCAGUCGCGGUAUGGAUUCAUGGAGGCGGCCAUGCUUUAGGCUCCGCUUCUGAUGUUCUUUACGAGCCUGACGGGUUGGUUAGACUGGCUGCUGACGAUGGGCGGCCGCUGGUAUAUGUUGGCAUAAAUUAUCGCCUGGGCUUAUUUGGCUUUGCAACCAGUGAAACAUUGAUUGAGAGCAAGGACACAAAUGCAGGGCUUCGAGAUCAACGUGCUGCUUUGGAGUGGGUUCGCGAUAAUAUUGAAACGUUCGGCGGUGACCCUAACAGAGUGACUGUUAUCGGACAAAGCGUGGGGGCUAGUGAUAUUGGUCUGCAGCUAACGGCCUUUGAUGGUAAUCAACAUGUCCCAUUUCAGCAAGCAGUAAUGAUGUCAGGCGGCCCAGGGCUGAAUUUCAAUAGCCAGCCAGACCUGGUUGCAAGUCGCAUGUCUGCCAUUUCACAGCAAGUAAGCUGUGGCGGUGGCGAAGAUUCGAAAACACUAGAGUGUCUUCGAGGUAUUCCAUUCGAGCUGUUAACCAACCUAUCGGUUACCGCAUCUCGGGCAGCGCAUCCACCUUUCGGCGAGGCGUAUUUUUACCCGACGAUCGACAAUGACUUCAUUCAAGAUAAACCCUCGGAGUUGAUUCGAACAGGGAAGUUCACCAAGGGAAUACCAUUGAUAGCUUCCUGGGUCACAAAUGACGGCGCUUGGUACGCACAGCCGACCACUGCGACGGACGACGAAGUUCUAGGGAGUUUCGGACUAUGGCUGCACAAACUUUCCAAAUCCACCAAAGAGAAGCUAUUACACCUGUAUCCUCUGGGCGACUUCGAACAUAUGAUCAAGUCAGAGCAUGAGGGCCAAAUUUCACCUCAGUACUAUCGCGCUGCACAGCUGAAUCGUGACAUCUGGUUUACCUGCCCCGUCCUUGACUUUACGUGGCAGUACGUCAAAAACGGAGGUGUAGGAGCCUCCCAGGUGCGACUGUACGAAUUCAACGAAACCAGAUACACGCCAGUCUUUGAUUCCAUGGGUGUCUCAAUGUGGGGUGUCGCUCAUCUCAGCGAUAUCCCUUACCUAUUCUACAAUGACCACUUGAGGGCCGGCGCAGAUAACUCUGACCCACAGCUUGAGCUGGCUCGAAAUUUUAGCCGGACAAUCAUUCAGUUCGUGCACGGCACCCCUAAAGGGGCGGACGAUCGACUCCAGUCAUGGCCGCCUGCCUUCUCAAAUGAUUUUUCAAAAUCUUCAACAGGCGAUGUCCCUAGUCAUCUCUCAGUACAGUUGUUUGGUGGCCCAUAUGGCUCAGAAUCUCCUACAUGUCGCGAAGGGGCUGGAGCUGACGUGGAACACAUGACAGAUGCAGAGAAAGCGCUUCACUGGGAAAUGUUGUUCAGUCGAUGUGCAUUUCUCAAUGGGAAGCAGUUCAGAAAGGAAGCAGGGGUGUGA